AUGUUGUUUCGUGAGCUGGAUUCUGAUGGCAGUGGCGCGUUGGACGAAGGGGAGUUCAAAGAGGCUCUGAAGGAUCCGCGGUUCAAAAUCUGGAUGGCGGCCUUGGACCUGCAAUCCUCGGAUGCGGAAAACCUUUUCAAGCUGUUGGAUGACGGUGAUGGGCAAAUCUCUUAUCAAGAGUUCCUUGCUGGAGCGAAAAGACUAAAAGGCACGGCGCAAUCCAUAGAUCUGGUGACUCUGAUGCGGAGCAGUGGGCAAAUGCAAGUUGACAUCCAAGAGCUGCGAAGUACCGUGGACAGGAUGGCAGAGAAGCUAACGCUUAUCAGGCAUUGA
Molecule: messenger RNA, 333 nt
Organism: Symbiodinium necroappetens
Lineage: Eukaryota; Dinophyceae; Suessiales; Symbiodiniaceae
Source: the annotation of a GenBank genome assembly